AUGGCAAUACUCUCAAAAUUGGUUAUUUCUACAAAAUUAGCUGCAAAUUGUGAAAAUAAUUUAUUACAAAUACAAACAGAUGUCAAACUAUCAUUGAUUUUCUCAAGUAAAGAUAAUAAUAGUACCUUAAACCCUUCUGCUAGUCCAUCACAUCCUUUAUCACCUAAUUUUAUUACUGCAUUGAAUAAACAUUCUUGUACUGUAUCUCUGGCUAUUAUAUUACUUCUCAAUUAUGUUAAAAAAGUAAUUGAUACUUCCAAUUCUUCCAUACUAAGUGCAAUAGAAGAUCUUAAUUUACAAGACUUGAAUGAUUAUAAUUUGGCUACAAUAAAUGAAUUCAAAGUUGCCAAACAAGCGUUAUAUAAUAAUAUAUCAAGUUUGAUUAUGUGUAUUCAAAUAGCUACUAUUUCAUCGUCUUUUCUAAGUACUAUAGAUCAAGUUUUAGUUUGUACAAACGUUAUAGAUAAAUCUGUUAAAGAUGUUAUGAUUGCUACAAAAUUUCUUGUUAAAGAAAAAGAUACCCUGAAGCAAAUGAGAGUUCAAGGAAUACGUUCAAGACAUUCAAGAUAUUUGAGACGUUUGAGCAAUAUUAAUUUAAUAUCAAAAAUACGUCUCUCAAAUAACUCUAAUCCUCUUGAUCAAAUUGAUGAGAAUGACACUGCAGAUAAUCAAUCUAUUUCAACUUCAAGGCAUUCUAACAAUGUUGAUUCAACAUCAAAAAUAUGUCUCUCAAAUAAUUCUAAUUCUCCUGAUCAAAUUGGUGAGAAUGACAUUGCAGAAGAUCAAUCAAUUUCAACUUUGAGAAGUUCUGGCAAUGUUGAUUUGAGAUCAAAAAUAUGUCCCUUAAACAAUUCUAAUUCUCUUGAUCAAAUUAAUUUGCAAGCUGUUCUUGAAGGUUGUGUUGAUGAUAGCUCAAUAAUUAUUGGUGAAGAUUUUAGCGCUGAUAAUCUAAUUUCACUUAUUCCAAGCAAGCAUUUAAUAGCAAGCAGGCUACGUUCUAAUAGUUCAGCAAUUGUUGCAUCUUUUAAUUCAUUUUCUUCAUCAACACGUAUAAACACUCCUUCAAUUACAAAUACAAACAGUACAGUAGAUCCUUCAGAAAUAGUAUUUCAUAUGGAAAAUUGUGUAAAAGGAGAAACUUUAAAUGCAUUGGCUGAAAGAUUAAUUAUGCAUGAUAUAUUAGAUUCCAAUUUUAUUGCAAUAUUUCUGUUGAUAUAUAGAUCUUUCUGUAUAACUGAUAACUUCUUUGAUAUGUUAAUUAAAAGAUUUAUGAUUCAACUACCUGAAAACUUAACCCAUAUAGAGUUAGAAAUUUGGCAAGAAAGAAAAUAA
Molecule: messenger RNA, 1332 nt
Organism: Funneliformis caledonium
Lineage: Eukaryota; Fungi; Glomeromycota; Glomeromycetes; Glomerales; Glomeraceae
Source: the annotation of a GenBank genome assembly